Messenger RNA from Exophiala bonariae, 600 nucleotides. RefSeq lists its product as uncharacterized. Bases 1 to 600 code for a protein of 199 amino acids. Lineage: Eukaryota; Fungi; Ascomycota; Eurotiomycetes; Chaetothyriales; Herpotrichiellaceae. The transcript is spliced from 2 exons. The record is from RefSeq and is a predicted model, not a curated record.
AUGGCACCAAAUCUUUCCCAAGCGAUUGAACGGAUUGAUGCUGCUCAUAGCGAAGACCCCACCAAGGUCGACAUCGAUGGAGAGCCAACGCCAUAUGAACUGAUCUACGCCAAGAAAAUGUCCAAAUUCCUCGAACUUCAUACACCGAAUCCGGACCCGUUACUGGCUACAGCAGCACGAGCGCAGCAUUUUCGGAGAUGGGAGGUCCCUCGCGAUUCGUAUCCCAGGACGAAACCUGGCUAUUUUGCUUGGAGAACCUUUCUCAAGAAACGACAAGCUGAUCAGGUUCGGCAGCUGUGCUUGGAUUGUAACUACAGCGAGGCAGAGGCAGAUAAGGUGGCGGCUCUAGUCGCCAAGGAGGAUUUGAAGAAAGGUGAGGGGAAAGGCGAUGCAGAUGCUCAGAUUAUUGAGGAUGUUGCAUGUCUCGUGUUUUUGGAUGAUCAAUUUGACGAAUUUGAAAAGGGCCAUGACGAGGAGAAAAUCAUCGGAAUCUUGCAAAAGACUUGGGUCAAGAUGGGAAAGCGUGGACAGGAUCUAGCAUUGCAAAUGGAUCUUAGCGAUCGAGCAAAGGAACUGGUGGGAAAAGCCCUUGCUGGAUAA